Messenger RNA from Gymnodraco acuticeps, 735 nucleotides. RefSeq names its product protein AF-9-like. NCBI's taxonomy places the organism in Eukaryota, Metazoa, Chordata, Actinopteri, Perciformes, Bathydraconidae. The coding region runs from base 19 to 735 and encodes 238 amino acids. Gene Ontology annotation, cellular component: super elongation complex. The transcript has a single exon. The record is from RefSeq and is a predicted model, not a curated record. Gene Ontology annotation, biological process: regulation of DNA-templated transcription.
GGCUUCACCCACGACUGGAUGGUGUUUGUCCUCGGCCCGGAGCAGAGCAACAUCCAGCACUUUGUGGAGAAAGUGGUUUUUUACCUGCACGAAAGCUUCCCCAAACCAAAAAGAGUUAUCAAGGAUCCCCCGUUCAAAGUGGAGGAGUCUGGAUACGCAGGCUUCAUCUUACCUAUUGAAGUUUACUUCAGAAAUAAGGAAGAACCGAAGAAAGUUCGCUUUGAUUACGACCUUUUCCUCCAUCUGGAAGGCCACCCACCUGUCAAUCAUCUCCGCUGUGAGAAGCUCACCUUCAACAGCCCUACAGAGGAGUUUCGCAUGAAGCUGCUGAAAGCUGGAGGGCAGCGGGAUCCUAACAAACGAAGUUCAGAAGACUCAAAUGUGAUGGUGAUGCAGGAGGGCUCCACCUCUCUGUUCGGACAGCACAUGAAGCUGCGUUCUCUCCCCAGCUCGCUGACAUCCACCUUCUUGGACCAAAAAAAGAGCAAAAGCUUUCACGGGUCAAAGGAUGGCUCCAAAGGAAGCAGCACCUCCCUUCUCACCAUGGCAACAACCACCAGCACCAACAACAUCAGCUUCUCCAAACUCCACAAACUCUCCAAGGACCACAAAGACAAGCCUCCAAAAGACUUGAAAGAGCCCACAAGUGCCUUCAGAGACUCUGGCUGGGAAUCCAGCAAAGUCCCCAAAGAAACUUCCAGGAAACCUGUUCAUUGUAUUUUGUUAUUGGAAUAA